This is a messenger RNA of Cynoglossus semilaevis (tongue sole), 2462 nucleotides long. Its product is annotated as calcium/calmodulin-dependent 3',5'-cyclic nucleotide phosphodiesterase 1C-like. The record is from RefSeq and is a predicted model, not a curated record. The transcript is spliced from 3 exons. Lineage: Eukaryota; Metazoa; Chordata; Actinopteri; Pleuronectiformes; Cynoglossidae. Bases 1279 to 1641 code for a protein of 120 amino acids.
UAAUCGAGUGGCAAGUAAUUCGAUGUGCUCUUGUACAAUUUAUAGGCACAAGUACGGACGAACGGAGCAGGAACCUCCUCGAAGAGCGCUAAUAAUGGGGGAAAUGAAACGGGAGAGAAAAAUCCAUAGCUAAAUGUCAGAUGGUGCUAAUAAGAGGAGCUUUUUAUCCUUUGUUGAUCUCUGUGCAGCAGGUGUGUGUGCGUGUGUGGGAGUGUGUGUGUGUGAUUUUAAAGAAUGGAAAAUCAAAUAAGCACAAAGAGAGGAUUUUUUUUUUCCUGGGUAACCUUGGCUGUUUGAAGAAAACUGUGUCCUCCGUCGUUGAGUCUUUGUUGUUCAUUUGUCAGAGUAGAAAAAAAAGCUCAAAGACGUUUGGAGCAGUUUGUGCGAUUAAUCUUGAUUUUUUUAAAAAAACAAGACGUGUAAACGGCUUCACCUGCGAACUCCUGAACAGACAGACAGUUUUUAAAAUGAGCAGAAAUUGGCACCGAUGUGAAAGUAUUUUAGAUUAAAGACACAUAAUUACUCCUUCUGCUUCCUCCCUGUUAUUUUCCAUUUAAGUUUCUCCAGCGAAGCGGCGGCUGAUUUUAGAUUCCAGUUCUUUCACCUGUGUCUGUGCUCGGCUUUUCAUCUUUCUGUACUUUGGCUGUAAAUUCUUGACAGAAGGAGGAGUCACGUUUACCAGAGACCUCUAGAGAUGCCCCCCCCCCACACUCCUCCUCCUCCUCCUCCUCCCAACCACCACCUCCACCAUCAACACCACCACCACCGACCACACACACCCACUGUACCUCAGGGGGAAAUGAGACAAGGAGAGAGGGAGAGAGAGAGAGAGAGAGAGAGAGAGAGAGUGGUGGGAGGGGUGGAAGGAGUUUGAGACAAGAAAAACAAAUCAAGAGCCAUAAGCUCCUCGAAAUUAGCUUGUUGAGGUAAGAGAAACGGAGACAAAAAAGAAGACAGAAAAAGAAGACAGAGAGAGAGAGAGAGAGAGAGAGAGAGAGAGCGCUCCAACAAAGCCAAAAGGGUGGAGGAGGACUCGAGAGAUUUUUUUUUUUUUUUUUUUACAGCUCUCUGUAUCAGAAGUGGUGAUUUAUUUUGUCACUUCUCUCUCUGAGCUUUCAGGAGUCAGUGGACUGUAGUUUUUUUUUAAUCCCUUCCCCUCAGGAGGAGAGCUACACACACACACACACUCACACACACACACACACACACACAGCAACAGAAAAGGGGGAUUACAAAAAAAAGGUUAACAAGUAGGGGGUGACGUAGGGCGCCAGAGAGAUGGAAGCCAACUCUAAAAAGCAUCGCUUUAGAAAAGGUCGGAGUGCCACCUUCAGCAUCGACGGCUUCAACAUCACCAUAGUGGCAAAUGAAGACGCAGAGAGUUCUACCAGACAACAGACCAGUUUUUCACGCUCCAAGUCUCAGAGUGCCUUGUGGAAUGCCAUCACUGCAGGCAUGGGCAUCAAAGGUAAAGAGCAGAAGCCCCGUCUGAACGACUCGCGCAGUCCAGAGGAAAUUCUGGCCGAUGAGCUCCCUUCAAUGGAGGAACCUGAAGCCACAGAGAAAACGGCCAUCAGGUUUGCCUCAUCGUCCAAACACCACAGACACAUGAGCAGCUUAUCUUCUGUUAAUUAUCACUGAAUGGUCCCAGUGUCUGCAGUGAUGCAGUGGGACACUGACAGCUGUGUCCAGCUCAUUAUCUUGUACAGGUGUGAUUUGCAUAUUGUCAAUAUGUCUCUUCGGUGUGAGACAAAGAAGACGUGGGUUGUCUUGCACUGUUUUAAAUUGUCCGUUUUAAUCAUUCGGAAUUGAGGCUCGCACGAUUUUCACACAAUUGGAGUCCAGUUUUAUUGAAACAAUUUUUUUUUCUGGUACUAAAGGCAUGUAAUAAACCACACCCACACACACAUAUACACACACACAGUGUACUAAUUGUUAUGUACGACUGCUGACCUCAGGGGAGGUGGGCAUGAUUGAUUCCACCUUGAUAACAAGGACUUCAAACCACCAUUAACAUAAUUUGUUGUCACUUUUAGAAUAUUGAACGUCUUUUAACGCCUAGUUCCAAUUAACCUUGAUGGCUCUGGAGACCAGUACAAAUGCCGCAGGUGGCGACAGGAGAGGAGUUGUCGGAGGAUACUAAAAAUUCACCCGGCGCCUGAUAACAACCUCUUGAUUGUAUGCAUAAUAUACGAGGUCGCGUGGCAAAGUGGAUCUGGUUCAGGAGAGCUCUUUCAGUUCAGACUACCAGGCUCCCGUUAGAAUUCUUGGUCUCAUUUGUCUCUCAGCAGCAGCAUGUUGGGUUUUUUUUGUUGUUGUUGUUUUUUUAAAUCUUGUGUUUCUCUUUGUCCUGUCAAAUUACAGUGCUGUUGUUUUGGGCCUUACAGUGCCCCCCCACCCUCUACCCCCCUUUAACACCAGUUCUUUUUUUCCAUACAAGAGUGGUGAGAAGUAGAAAGUAA